AACGACUGUCUGCAAACAGUGUUAAACUAGAACGACUCAUUCUCAUAUCUCCUAAUUCUUUUAGGAUCUGAUUUGACUUUCAUUCAAAUCGGACACCAAAUCUCGCUGGGAUUUAUCAUCACAACUCCGACGCGCACACCAAAUUCGACAUCCGCCUUCGACGCAGCUACUCCUUUUCCACUCCACACCUGACGAAUUUCCACCCGCUCAUUCGGCCUUGGAAUUGAUUAAUCAACUGGUGCGAUCCGAUAUCUAUAAAGUAUACGAGGCAUUUCGCUGGGCAGCUUGCUAUAUUUAUUGCGCAUAUAAUUUCAACUGGGUAAACGCAAAGAUGCCAACCAUGUGGCUGUCCGAAAACCAAAAGGUCGGUGUGAUCUUUUGCUCUGGUGGAGCUCUAUUCCUGUUUGGCGGAGUAGUUAUGUUCUUUGAUCGUUCGCUGCUUGCCAUGGGAAAUAUCUUGUUCCUUAUCGGAUUGACUCUCAUCAUCGGACUCGAAAAAACAAUUGCCUUCUUCUCCCGCCGUCAAAAGCUCAAGGGCACCGUUGCUUUCGCAUCUGGCAUUCUUCUCAUUCUCCUGCGCUGGCCUCUGACUGGCUUCCUCAUCGAGCUGUACGGUCUCUUCAUACUCUUUGGCGACUUCUUAAUCACCAUCGGCCAAUUUGCUGGGAAUAUCCCCGUCGUGGGUCCAUACAUCCAGCGAGCCCUUGAGAUAUUGGCUGGCGGUAGAAGCAACGCAGAACUGCCGGUAUAGUCGUUGUUAUCGUUGCACAAAAGUUUGCAUUAGCCCCUGCAUGAGUUUUUUGGCGCAAAAAGAGACGAGACUUUGAAAUUUUAAUGUGUAUGGAUACGCGAACCCUUAUGAGGCCUGGUCAGACGGCUACGGAUUGAUUUGUUACUAUAUUUGAUAUCUUGGUCUUAUGCCUCUGCUCACCAGGUCUCAAAUGGGAAACUGUUGUGUUAAAUGUACGAGUUGACGUGAUAUGUGCUAGAGUUUUGUAAUUACUAAUGGCUGCUUUCUUUUGUUGUUAGUCUCAUUCUAUUCGAAGUAGCAUGGUGACAUCCCAGCUGAUGAUUGUCUCAUCCGCAGCAAGAUGUCACCAAAACUUGAUGAUAUGCCAAAUGAUUAUCCGAGCUAUAAUCGAAUUCCAUAUUUUAUUUCAGCUUUGGUGCGGUUCAUUAAAUGGUUUUGAAAAGUUGUACUGUGAUCAGUACCUAUUGAACAUAUCUAC
Molecule: messenger RNA, 1229 nt
Organism: Aspergillus wentii DTO 134E9
Lineage: Eukaryota; Fungi; Ascomycota; Eurotiomycetes; Eurotiales; Aspergillaceae
Product: Got1 family protein
Exons: 5
Coding region: 332-751 (139 amino acids)
Biological process (GO): endoplasmic reticulum to Golgi vesicle-mediated transport; retrograde transport, endosome to Golgi
Cellular component (GO): endoplasmic reticulum; Golgi cis cisterna; Golgi membrane
Source: RefSeq, a predicted model, not a curated record